This is a messenger RNA of Procambarus clarkii (red swamp crayfish), 315 nucleotides long. Lineage: Eukaryota; Metazoa; Arthropoda; Malacostraca; Decapoda; Cambaridae. The record is from RefSeq and is a predicted model, not a curated record.
AUGGGUGAGAGGGAAAAAGGUAAGAAGAUCUUUAUGCAGAGGUGUGCACAGUGUCACACUGUUGAAUUAAACGGCAAGCACAAAACUGGACCCAAUCUAAAUGGCCUCUUCGGCCGCCAAACUGGUCAGGCUUCUGGUUAUAUUUACACUUAUGCCAACAAGGCCAAGAGUAUCACGUGGGACAAAGAUAAUCUGGAUAUCUACUUGACCAACCCCAAGAAAUUUAUUCCAGGCACAAAGAUGGUGUUCGUUGGUCUUAAGAAGAAGAAUGAGCGUGCAGACUUGAUUGCUUACCUGGAAACCUCCACCAAGUAG